UUCCCAAGUUAUUCUCUUCAUCGUGAUCCAAAAUACUAUCCGCAUCCAGAUAAGUUUGAUCCAAAUAGAUUCCUGAACGGCAAUGUAGACAACUCGGUCUAUAUGCCAUUUGGAAUAGGACCCAGAAUCUGCAUAGGUAAUAGGUUUGCCCUAAUGGAAGUAAAAAUUAUGCUGUUUUAUUUACUUUGGCACUGCGAUGUUGAACCUCACGUUAAAACUAGAAUUCCGAUAAUAUUGAAGAAAACAUUUUCUAUGAUGGCAGACGGAGGUUUUUGGUUUAAAUUGCGAGCGAGGAAAUCAAAGGCCCCUGUUACAUAAUGCUUAUUGAACGAAUACGGAGUUGAGUAAUAUAGCAUAUUUAAAUUUUAAGCAUGAAUUUAUAUAAUUUGAUCUUUGAAAUUAUAACGAGAAUCCAUCCAUUUCCUCAAUUAAAACGUAUAAGAAAUUAUAAGUAAAAGUUUCAGAGAAGGUAUUCUUUUAAUACGUAUUGUUAUAAUAAAAAUUUAUCAAAUGUUAAAAAUGUUUUGAUAAAAAAUAAUAAUUGUUGUAUUAA
Wasmannia auropunctata (little fire ant) is the source of this 553-nucleotide messenger RNA. RefSeq names its product cytochrome P450 9e2-like. Lineage: Eukaryota; Metazoa; Arthropoda; Insecta; Hymenoptera; Formicidae. The annotation marks the transcript as partial. The record is from RefSeq and is a predicted model, not a curated record. Gene Ontology annotation, molecular function: monooxygenase activity; iron ion binding; oxidoreductase activity, acting on paired donors, with incorporation or reduction of molecular oxygen. The transcript has a single exon.